Molecule: messenger RNA, 2176 nt
Organism: Diorhabda carinulata
Lineage: Eukaryota; Metazoa; Arthropoda; Insecta; Coleoptera; Chrysomelidae
Product: lysophosphatidylcholine acyltransferase
Exons: 10
Coding region: 332-1861 (509 amino acids)
Molecular function (GO): calcium ion binding
Source: RefSeq, a predicted model, not a curated record
AUUUUCUACAAGUAGGUAUUUGCAUACGGUCUUAAUUUUCUGUGUUACGAUUCGCUGUUGUUUAUAGGUUAGUUUUGUAUGGAAAUUAUUUAAAAUAGUACCGCCCUGGUUAUGAACUACUAUGUUUUCAGUUUUCCUAUAUAUUGAUUUAUAUUAAAAAAAUAAAGUAUUAUCGGUAAAGCAAAUCCGACAACGCCGUCGUAAACCUUUCACAUUUCGAACGACUAUUGGACGGAGGUUUAUUAGAUGUUGUGAGCGUUGCGCGCGGACGAUUUUAGAAUGCACGGGAAAUUGUUUUAAAUUGAUGUGAAUAUCGUGAAAAUCGUGAAAAAUGAGCGUCAAAUACACCGGCGGUAUCUCACACGAGGAAUGUCCCACCGAAGAAUUACUUAACCCUUUCGUACAUCGAUUGGAAUUGGAAACUACUUAUGAAAAAAUUAGAACGGCUAUAUUAACGGUCGUUCUUCUACCAAUAAGAGUGUCGAUUAUAUGUUUUUUCGUCAUCGUCGGUUGGAUAUUCGCUUAUAUCGGUUUAUGGGGUCUGUCCGAUGAAGAAUUACGACAAAAACCGUUAGACGGUUGGAGAAAUUCGGUGCGUUUCGUAACGGCAAGAGUUAUGCGAAGCGUGUUCGUGAUUGGAGGAUUCCAUUUAAAAAUCACCGGAAGACAAUCGAACAGGGCUUCGGCACCGGUGGUGGCGUUGGCACCACAUUCUUCUUUCAUAGACAGCAUCGCUAUGGUAUAUAUGGGAGGACCUUCGAUCGUGGCUAAGGGAGAAACUUCGGCUUUGCCUUUCUUUGGGAAAUUGAUAAAUUUCACGCAACCAGUAUACGUAUGGAGAGACGAUCCUAAUUCUAGACAAAAUUCGAUAAAAGAAAUCAUAAAUAGGGCAACGUCAGAUUUGGACUGGCCCCAAAUUUUAAUUUUUCCAGAAGGAACUUGCACCAACAGAUCGUGUCUCAUAACAUUCAAACCGGGCGCUUUUUAUCCGGGAGUACCGAUACAACCCGUUUGCAUUCGAUAUCCAAAUAAAUUGGAUACUGUGACUUGGACUUGGGAAGGACCUAGUGCGUGGAAACUUUUGUGGUUGACAUUAACUCAACCGUACAGUAAUUGUGAAAUCGAAUUUUUGCCGGUAUAUACGCCAAACGAAGAGGAAAAAAGGGACUCCAAGUUGUUCGCCAGAAAUGUUAGAGCCGUUAUGGCAAAAGCUUUAGGUGUACCGGUUAUAGAUUAUUCAUACGACGAUUGUCUAUUGAUGACAAGAGCCAAAGAAAUGCAUUUACCUUACGCACCGUCUCUAGUAGAGGUUAACAAACUGAGAGAUCGGUUGGGGUUGCAGAAUACGAAAACAGAAGAAACUUUGAUCGAUUCCGAUUCGAUUUGUAGAGAUUGCAGCAAAAUAAGUUACGUAGAAUUCGUAAAACUACUUAAUAUACCCUCUAAUUCACCAGCUUCUCAACAACUCUUCAAAAUAUACGACAAAGAAAAUUCCGGUUUAAUAGAUUUUAGGGAAUAUUUAUUGGGAGUAUUGGGUAUAGAAAAAGACAAAAAUCCCUUGGAUGUCCUCCGGAUAGCUUGUAAGAUAUAUGAUAGUAGCGGACACGGACGUUUGGUUAAAGAAGAUUUUUGUAAAGCGGCGUGUCAAACUUUAGCUCUAAGUAAAGAGCAUGCCUUGGAAAUAUUCGAACAAGCCGAUCGUAAUCGACUCGGAUACAUCACAAUUGAAAAUUUCAUCAAUUUCGCUCAAAAGAAAGCUGAAUUCGCGUCUUUCUUUGAUAUCAGCUCCGAAGAGAAGAAAAAUUCCCGAAUGAACGGGGAGAUAUUGGGUCCUAAUUAUCACACAAAAAAAGUCGACUGAUGAGUGUUUAAACCAUAUGUAAAUAUUGAAGGAACGAUCAUUUAGUGGUAUUGAGUAGUGUGUCAAUAUUGAACAUUCAACUACGCACCUAAAGCGUUUCAAAGUUUAUUUAAAAUACAAGUGAAGUAUUUUAAAGUGGACUCGAUGAUAAUAAUAAUAAGAAAGUAGUUCCCAUUUUACGUCCCAUUUCUCAAAAAAACAAACUGAUCUUUAGUAUUAAAAUGACUAGAAAAUAAUAAAAAUCCUUUUCGAAUAUUAUGUAGUACACCUUGUAUAUUAAUGUAUUAUUUUGUUAAUAAAUGUAAUUUUAAUGUU